This is a messenger RNA of Copidosoma floridanum, 758 nucleotides long. RefSeq names its product L-xylulose reductase-like. The record is from RefSeq and is a predicted model, not a curated record. Lineage: Eukaryota; Metazoa; Arthropoda; Insecta; Hymenoptera; Encyrtidae.
UUAUUCGCGAGCUUAUUUUAGAAAACUGCUAGUUGUUUUACGGAUUUCAUUACUCGCUUUAUUUGUCGUCACGACGCAAAGUAUUGUUGAAAAAAAAAAAAAGCAAAAACAUGAAUAUCACUUUCGAAAACAAACGUAUUCUGGUUACAGGUGGUUGCCAAGGUAUUGGUAAGGGAAUAUGCCUACGAUUGUCCGAGUACAAGGGCACAGUCAUCGCGUUGUCCAACAACAAAGACAACCUCGCCAAACUGUCCCAAGAGUACCCAAACAUCCGGACCGUGUGCGUGAAUCUACUCGAUUGGGAUGCGACGAGAGAAGCUGUGAAAAAUGUCCUGCCCAUCGAUCUACUGGUGAACAAUGCCGGGAUAGGAUCUCACGGGUCUUGGCUUAAGGUGACGUCCACAGAUUUCGACGACACGUUUGGGGUGAACGUCAAGGCGAUGUUCAACGUAUCUCAAGUUGUCGCGCAAAAUAUGAUCGAGAGAAACGUAAAAUCAGGUGCCAUUGUCAAUUUAUCUUCGCAAGCUGGUGUAUCAGUGCUUAAGGAUUGCACCGUUUAUUGCUCCACAAAAGCUGCUGUGAACAUGUUGACAAUGUCACUAGCACAGGAUUUGGGACCUCACAAUAUUCGAGUUAACUGCGUACAACCUACUGUGGUGAUGGCAGGUAUGGGAAAAAUUUUUAUCACAGAUUGUAAAGAAGCCGAGGAUAUGAAGAACAGAAUUCCCUUGGGUCGCUUUGCAGCUCGCAUGAAGUAA